GAGAGAAAGAGAGAGAGAGCUAGAGACACACACACACAGAGGGGGAGGCUGGUUCCUGAUACCGAGACACGGAAAAGCAGGGGAGGGAGAAUCAGAAAAAGACGAGCGUGGAGAGAGGGAGACAGCGAGCAGGGGAAUUACACUGACCGACACACACGCGUCUCCCAGCUGACUGCUGACAUUGUUGACGUGCUCACUCUCUCAAACCUGUCACGAGCGAAAUACUGGAGCUCCGACGCAUCGACAUCGCGCGCCCCCAGAACUCAUGGGUUAACAGACUCUGUUCAGGAGAAGCAGCCACCCGUUAGUCCAAUGAAUAACCGGAAGGAAGACAUGGAGAUCGCGUCGCACUACCGGCAGCUCCUGCGGGAGCUGAACGAGCAGCGGCAGCACGGCAUCCUGUGCGACGUGUGUGUGAUCGUGGAGGGCAAGAUCUUCAAGGCGCACAAGAACGUGUUGCUGGGCAGCAGCCGCUACUUCAAAACACUUUACUGCCAGGUGAAGAAGGGCUCAGAGCAGCAGGCCACCAUCACACACCUGGACAUCGUCACAGCUCAAGGCUUCAAGACCAUCCUUGACUUCAUGUACUCCGCCCACUUGGCGCUCACAAGCAAGAAUGUGAUCGAAGUGAUGUCAGCCGCCAGCUACCUGCAGAUGACCGACAUAGUGCAAGCGUGUCACGGCUUCAUCAAGGCAGCACUAGACAUCAGCAUUCGCUCCGAGCUUGCAGACGAACUUGCGGAUAUUGAGAUGGGCAAUGUGGUGAGCUCUAUUGGAGGCGGGGCUGGGCCCGGUGUGGGUGGAGCUUCGGAAGCACUGGCAUCCAUGAUCUCGGCCCGCAGUUCCUCGCCGUGGUUGGCCAGACGCACCAGCCCGGCCAACUCAUCUGGAGAUUCAGCCAUCGCUAGCUGCCACGAAGGCGGUAGCAACUACGGCAAAGAAGACCAGGAACCCAAAAGCCAUGAGAGCCAGGAGGAUGCUUGUUUGCAGCCCUUGUGGCCUGCUGAUUACCGUUCUGUCCAGGUCAAAGAGGAGCGGGUCUCCCCCUCCAAUCUGCAAGAUGGGGCUGGCCGAGUGGCACAAGGCACGCCUGGAGAGCAAGGUGGACGAGGAGAUGGGGGCUGGCAACCCCCUGGCUCGGGCCGCAGGAAGAACCGCAAAAACAAGGACACGGUCAGACACAUUACGCAACAGAAUGAAGGGGACAGUCGGACGGCAUCGCCGCUGCCAUCCAUGCUCUCCAAUCCAGGCUGGAACUACGGCAACCAGGAAAUUCCAGGUGUAGAAGUGACGGACCCCAACAUUUCCGACAGCCGUGGCGAGCGCAUGGACCUCCUGGUAAAGCAGGAGGAGGCCACAGCGGGGGACGGCGGGUUUCUGUCCGGGGAGCGGGAUGAGGCCGUGGCCCAGGAGAGAGCAGGUUCGGUGGCCAACCUGCGAGCUGCCCUCAUGAGCAAGAACAGCUUGUUGUCUCUGGGGGCGGAGAUGCUCGGAGAGGAGAACCCGCUUCUGUUCGACUACCUGCCCAAGGGAGGACACUCUUUCUCACGGCCUCGUUGCUUCAAUGGCAGCAGCAGCUUCCACCAUCCAGGGGCCCUGUUUGGUAGCAAACACAGGUCGUCUACAUCUUCUCCUCCGUCUACUCUUCCUCCUCUUCCUCUUCUACUGCCGCCUCCGCCAUCCGUGCCACGGCCCCCAGGGGCCCUCAGUAUGCCACAGUCUGGGGGGCCCCCAGACGAGCUUUAUGAGGAACGGGCCCCGAAGGCCUCACCCACUGAGGAGGAAAUGCAAGAAGACAAUAGACCAAAUAACAAUGCAGGGCUGGAGCGUGUCCAGGUUCCUGUAGAGGAAGAUCAGAUGGUGGAGGAGAAGCAUGGAGUGUGUGUGGCGGAGGUGCAGGGCGGAGGGCCGGGCUGGCGGCAGGAGCUCGCCUGCUCUCUGUGUAAGCAACUGUUUAGCAGCCUGCUUCAACUGAGACAGCACGAAUACAGCCACACGCUCUCGCUCAUGGCCCUCUCGCUGGACUGCCUCGACCACCAUCGCCCUCUAGUGGCCACAUCUCCUCUCAACCCUCCGCCAGCGCGCUACCAUUGUUCGCAGUGUCCCGCAAGCUUCACCCUCAAGUCCAACGCCGACCGCCAUGAGAAGACCAUCCACCUCAAACGGAAGCUGAUGCAGUGCAUGUACUGUCUCAAGCACUUCCGCGACCGAACAGACCUGAACCGCCACCUGUCGUCCGUGCAUUCCAGUGACCGCGUGUACACGUGUCCCGCUUGCUCCCGAACCUUCAGCACGCAGAAAAACCUGGCUACCCACGGCAAGGUCUGCUGUCAGUCGGGAAUCUCGCCCACUGAGCAGCUGUGGAACCUGCACGGCUUACAGGAAGAUGACCAUAUCCGUAUAAACGAUUGAUUCUCCAAACCAGCAACAUUUAUUACUUCAUUACAAAGGGAAUGUGAUACAAACUUCAGGUCAUCCCAAACCAGGCCUUCCCCAACUUUUGGCCACAGCACUGUUGACAUUUCUACACUUCUUUUUUUUUUUUUUUUUUACUGUACAUCAGAUUUGUAUGUUCUUCGAAUACCUAAACCGUCAGGUUCCUUUUAUGACUACUGCAUAUGGCUGCUGAGGCACAAACGCUAUGCAAAAUAAAGACAUUUUAUGUAAUUUCUCUUGUCGCAUAUAGAGCUGUCUGCUUUUUGUACAACACAGGAUUAUUCAAGGUUUUACUGAAGAUUGGAGAACAUAGAGAUUUCCGUGCAUUGGAUGCCAAUGCUUUUUCAUUCUGGGUGGCUUCGCACCCCUCUCUUUGCCAGCGAACUAAUCUUAUUAUGCUUAGAUGGACUCAGGCGCAGGGUUUACUAACUCAGAGUAGUAAAUUUAGCUGUUAAACCUGUGCACAAUGCUGCCCUCUGCAGGAGAAACUCUCUCUUGUAUUCUGCACUUGUGUGACAAGAUGAUUAGGGAUGAAAACGAUUAGGCAAUGUGCUAAAUCUUUCAGCAAGUUAGGUUUUCUUCAAAUGUAUGCGUGUGUGUGUGAGUGCAUUGAAUCAUGUCAGUAAUUAGCUCUUCUCGGCUCUCUCCCAUCCUAAAUCGCACUGAUAAAAGAGAUGUAAGAGGAAAAGAUGUAAGUCCUUUAAAGUUGUGACCGGUCCUUGUGUGACCUCACACUAGUCUCCAACCUGACCGUAACAGCCAGUAGAAUGAUUGAAGGUGUUUCUGGACAAAUUAUAGUUGUGUUUUUAUAUCUCUAAUGUUAAAUCUCAUGGAGCGCCCAAGUGUUUUUUAAAUCUUGAAAGUUAGCUGUGUUUUUGUCAUUGAGUGGUCAGACCACAAAUGUAUUAAGUUGAGGUCGUGGAUAUCUUUGAGGCAGUCUACACUUGUAGUAAUACCUAGAGGAAACAUCGUUAAUUAAACCAGUUAAUUAUUAAUUACAAUUUUCACACAACAUAUGUCAUAAAAUGUCCAGGUUACAGAAUGAAAGCAUGACGGUUCUCUUUCAAAAUGUUAAGUGUGUUGCUGCACUCAAUGUGGGGUGAAUUGUGAAAUGAAUCACUGUUUAUCGUCUAUGCAAAGAAAGAGAGAGAGAUCUGCACUGACGUUUUCAAGGUCUUAGCACUUUCUCCUCAGGAGACGAAAGGACUGAUGCACUCUGAUAUUGUCUGAAGAGGUUUGAAUGGUGGGUGUAAAAACACAUCAGACAUCUCAGUCACGGCUGUUUUGAAUUGCACUAUUUUUUAUAACUGAAAUGGAAAAAAAAUAAUAUUUCAACUAAUACCAGAUUUCUGUAAAUUAUGUAUUUUGGAACAUUACUAUUGAUGUAAUUUUUUAGGCAAUAAAUUUUGACGUAAAGCAUCAUGAAAACUGUGGUCAUUUGAUUUGACAAAUAAUAAAAAUAAAUUGAGAACCUGUUAUAUAAAAAAACGUCAGCUACAGAUUUUUAGUUAGGUCACAAGGGGUUUAUUUGCUAUUUUAAAUUUAAGCUUGUUGUCAUCAUAUAUCAGAUCAAAGCAUCAGCUGUUUAAAAAGUGUAGAUUGUCAAUUUCACGGCAGCUGUUCAGAUUCUGAGGUAGUAAAUGUGAAACGUUUUGGUUUUGUCAUUACAGCAGCACAUGCUCAUCAGGUCUUUCAUGUGUAUGGAUUAUUAGUUAAACCUGGGCUUCAGGUUUGUUCUUACCUAAAUGGCGCUCAUCCGCUUAUUAGCUAGACCAAUGCCUAAUGAGAUUACAGUCAUCACAGUAUGAAUAACACAAAGCACAUGCCUCUGUAUGAGUCUUUUACUAACAGAAGACUGAAAAAAUAGAACAAGAACAAGAAGUAGUGGAAUUGAUGUUUGCUUUUGUGAGUUUGGGUUGAUAAUUUGUGCAGCAAUUGUUCAGCAAACAAUAGCAAGCUAUGCUAUGCUGCAUUGUGGGUUUUUCAUCUUUCUUUGUUGAAUUUGAGCAGUAAAAUCUGUUUCGGUGCUGUGGUUGCUAGGGAAACUGUCUUUUGGGGCUGCUUUUGGUAGCUAAGGGCAGGUGAGUUAGGGAGAGUAUCCCUCUCGCAGUUUGUCAGUGCUUUGGCUAUCUUCAGUGUCUGCCACUAGAUGACACAGUGAAAGGAUAGGAGGGAUUGGACAGAAAAUACAGUGACUGAUGUGAAAGUACCAGUAAUAAUAAAUGCACACAUGUAGAAAUCGAAUAUUCAAGCUGUUUAUAUAUAUAUAUAUAUAUUUUUACCUCUAAACUAAAAAUGAAUAUUUAAGCUGGAUUUAAAAAAAAAAAAAACUAAAAAGCUAAGAAGGAGACGUUUAUUCAUCUUUCUACUUUCAGUAUUAAAUAAAAAAACUAAUGAACGAAUGAUACACUGAUUGUAUCCCUCCACGGAACGCCAACUUAAAAAGUUUGGUUCAUACAGCAAAAACUGAAAAUUUCAAUAUUGACCUUUUUUUUAACCAUUUUUCGUUUGCCAGAUUGAAUGGAAUAAUUGAAUGAUCAGAUGAUACACGGACCAGAUGAACAUGAACUGAUUAACAAUCAAAUUAACAAUCAAAACCAGCCCAGCAUGAGCCCAAUCAUGUCCCUCCAUCACGUUCCGGGGAGGUCACUUCAAGCCCCUGCAACCCAUCGCAACAGUGUAAAAUCAUCCUAUUCUGAAGUAAAACUGCAGGCAUCGCAACCCUGUCACCAAAUUUGUUUGUGCAUCAGUAGUGUGAAAUUUGGGGUGGAUGAAUGCUUAGCUGUCGAGAAAGUACUUUAACAAUGUAUUUUUAAAUAUGGACCUUGUAAUGGCCAUUUUUUUUAUUGAAGCAAAUUCAAAUUCGUAUUUCUUUUCAUUUAGAGGUAAUAUUUGACCUGGACAUGUUCUUCCUGCUGGCUAAUUCUGAUGUAGAGUAAUGUCCUUGUUUGGGUUAAACCCCUCAUAGCUUUACAGAAUGCUAAUGCUAUGUUCAGGGCUUUAACACUUCACUUAUAUUAACUCUCAUACUUCCAGUGGCAUCAUCUGCAUGUGUUCAGACUCUGAUCAGCUCUCCUAACAUCUCUUCAUC
Messenger RNA from Carassius gibelio (silver crucian carp), 5527 nucleotides. RefSeq names its product zinc finger and BTB domain-containing protein 46. Bases 313 to 2412 code for a protein of 699 amino acids. The record is from RefSeq and is a predicted model, not a curated record. Gene Ontology annotation, biological process: regulation of transcription by RNA polymerase II. Gene Ontology annotation, molecular function: RNA polymerase II cis-regulatory region sequence-specific DNA binding; protein binding; DNA-binding transcription factor activity, RNA polymerase II-specific. The transcript is spliced from 6 exons. Lineage: Eukaryota; Metazoa; Chordata; Actinopteri; Cypriniformes; Cyprinidae.